AUGAAGAUUGUCAUUAAGAUCUUCGACCACGAAUACUACCCGCACACAGUUACUUUCCCCGGAUCUUACACCCAUUACCAGCUAGCCGAUCAACAUCUGAGCCGAGAGGCAUCUGCUUUGCGCUAUAUGCACAGAGCUGGGAGGGAUGAGAAUGGGAAUGAGCUCCCGGGGAAGCUCCGACUCACUGGCGGGCACAAUCUCACACCUGAGUAUUAUGAUACCUGGGCAAUCGCUCUAAGCUCCGCGGACGAAUGGCGAUACGCUGGUGCUGUGGCUAUGGAGUACAUCGACGGAGUUUCCAUGGAUGACCUCUGCACACGCGAAGACGAGGACUCUAUGCGCGUCUAUCCGAUGGCCGAACCACAGCCCUUGUAUGAUGCUGACGAGAACGAGACACAUGGCUACCUCGACAUGGGUGAGAAUAGUCGCCUGAAAGUCCUUGCCGACAUCCUCGGCGGGUUCGUGGAGGGCUACAGCUUCGGGGUCAACCACGGAGAAUACGAGCUUGGUGAUUUCAUGAUUACCUAUCUGUCCCACGGAAAGAAGCUACGAGCCCCAAGAGUGGUCAAGCUGAAUUCCAAGUUCUGCCAAGUGUGGUGUAUGACCCGUAUGGCAAAGAUUCAGCGCUGGAGCGACAAUGAACAGCUUCCGUACCCCGUCCAUCCAGCCGACCACUUCACUCUUCGCGAAAUCGUCGACUUUUGUGGCUGGUGGCCGUAUGAGUGGUGGAACGACGAGUCACAAUUUUACGCGUGGCUUGUGAAGGAAUUUGGACCGAUGGAAGAAGGCUUCGCGCCCUGGUAUCUCUCUUUGUACGCUACUCUAGAGACAGGGAGGAGAAAGAGCGCGGCAGAAGCAAUGCCGUUCGCGAAUGAGGAUUCGAUCGAGGAUCUAUCCUAG
This is a messenger RNA of Colletotrichum chrysophilum, 900 nucleotides long. RefSeq lists its product as uncharacterized. NCBI's taxonomy places the organism in Eukaryota, Fungi, Ascomycota, Sordariomycetes, Glomerellales, Glomerellaceae. The record is from RefSeq and is a predicted model, not a curated record. The transcript has a single exon. Bases 1 to 900 code for a protein of 299 amino acids.